This is a messenger RNA of Brugia malayi, 1200 nucleotides long. Its product is annotated as transcriptional regulator, Sir2 family protein. Gene Ontology annotation, molecular function: NAD+ binding; histone deacetylase activity, NAD-dependent. NCBI's taxonomy places the organism in Eukaryota, Metazoa, Nematoda, Chromadorea, Rhabditida, Onchocercidae. Bases 1 to 1200 code for a protein of 399 amino acids. The transcript is spliced from 8 exons. The record is from RefSeq and is a predicted model, not a curated record.
AUGUCCGAAGAGGAAUUAACUGGCAAUUCGUCGAAAAAGAAUAAGCAUAGAAGUUCACCAUUAAUGGAAUCAUCGAAGCCAACGGACAAUAAAAAUCCAAUUAGUCCGAGUGCUCUUGAGAUGCUGAUGACGAAGUUAGAAAAACUGACGACCAAAGAAAAAGAAAAAGAUACGAAGCAAAAGUUAUCAUCAUUGACAAUUGAGGGUAUUGCUGAAUAUAUUCGCAGUGGUGAAGUUAAAAAUAUAAUUGUUUUAACAGGAGCAGGCAUAUCAACAUCCGCUGGCGUUCCGGAUUUUCGAAGUCCAGGUACUGGCUUAUAUGAUAAUCUAUCACAGUACAAUUUGCCGGACCCAAUGGCUAUUUUUGAUAUUUCCUAUUUCAAGAAACAUCCUGAACCAUUUUACAAAUUAGCAAAAGAUUUGUUCCCAUCACAUUUGAAGCCUACUCCUUGUCAUUAUUUGAUUCGUCUAAUGGAUGAAAAAGGUUUGCUGUUAAGGUGGUACACGCAGAAUAUUGAUUCCUUAGAAUUUGUGACAGGCAUCAAUGAAGAUAAGUUGGUGACAGCGCAUGGAUGUCAUCACACAAGCACUUGUUUAUCAUGUCGUGCAAAAUUUGAUCUGAAUUGGAUAAUGAAUAAAGUAUUUGUGGAACAUGUCAAAGUAGCACACUGCGAUAAGUGUGGUGGAAUCGUUAAGCCAGAUAUCGUAUUUUUUGGCGAAAAUCUUCCUGCACGAUUUUUCAAUUACUCAAUCAGAGAUUUUCCCAAAUGUGAUCUUCUGAUUAUUAUGGGAACAUCUCUCGUCGUACAUCCUUUCGCAGGAUUAGUUGAUGAAGUAAACGAUGAUGUGCCACGAUUAUUGAUCAAUUUAACAGAAGCUGGACAUAGUACAAGCUCAUUAUUUCCAUAUGGUGGUAGUUCUGGCUUAUGUUAUCAUGAUAAAGAUAAUUACAGAGAUGUAUUUUGGCAAGGCACAACAGAUGAUGGUGCUUGGAAAUUAGCCGAAUUAUUGGGAUGGAAGACAGAGUUGAACAAAUUAAUAGAGACAGAAUUGAAAAAAAUCAAUGAAAAGGAGGAAAAAGAUGAGAAAAAUAUCAAGUCUACUGUUACAACAAUUGAUAACAUCAGUAUUAAUGAAGAAAAGAAUGGGAAAUCGAUUGAGCGAGACAAAUCAGUUGAUGAAAAAUCAAACAAAUUAUAA